AUGUCUUCAUUGGGAAAAGCAACUCAUCUUUGGAAUUAUAGAUUCCGAUUUUCUUCCAUUACAGAUGAUGACGACAACAAUGAUGAUGAAACAGUAGAUCUUUUGUCAAAAACUUAUAUUGAUAGAUCCCAUGAUGUCUACCAGGACGAAAUCAUAAUUACUCAUGCAAAGGACAUGAAUGUUGCCUUUGACAAAUUAUUUAAUUUAGCACCAUUACCUGAAGAAAUAUCAAAAGUUUCAGACUUGAAUAAAACAGACUUUAAGUUAAAAAAAAAAAAUAGUUUUAAUGACUUUAAUAAUAAUAAUGUUGAUGGUUACCAAUCUAAAAAAAGGUCAAUGUCUACAGCAAGUGAGCCAUGCAGAAUGACAAGAUAUGCAAGUAUAAGUUCAAAUAAACAGAAGAAAGAUUCUUACUUGGGCACCUCAGAAUCUUAUGUAAUAUCAGAGUUGUCUCAUCCAAUGUGCCAAGAAUAUACUGAGAUGUUGUUGGAUAGUUUGGGUAAACAGUUAACAGACACUUCAAAAGAACAUGAUUGCUAUAAAGAUUUUUUAAAGAAAAUUAAAAAUAAAGAAUUGGCAGCAACUGAUAUGUUGAAAGAUAUCAAACAUGAGAGAGAAGUAUUGAAAAAAGAAUUAGAAAAAUUAGAGACAGAAACAAACCAACUUGAUGAGCUUGAAGGAAAUAUUGAUUUGAUUAGAAGGAGAAAAAAAAGAGAAGAUCGUAUGCUAAGUACUAAUAGUAGUAAUAGUAAUAGUGCUAAUGAAGAUUUAAGGUUACAAGAAUGUUUUUCAGAUGAUAAUGGGAAGACUUCAUCUAGAUAUAGAGAUAAUUGUUUAAAGUUGAAUAAAUUAAGCCAUUUGGAAGGAUCAAUUGAAGAGACAGGUAAGGUCAAAUUUUAUGUCAAAUAUUUUACAUUUAUAAAAAUGCAAACAAAACUUCAUUGGUUAUUUUUGUUACUCUAUCAUUCUAUUGCAGUUACUACUGGAGUCAAGCGUGAUAUUGAUUUGAUUAGAAGUACUAAUAGUAGUAAUAGUAAUAGUGCUAAUGAAGAUUUAAGGUUACGAGAAUGUUUUUCAGAUGAUAAUGGGAGGACUUCAUCUAGAUAUAGGGAUAAUCGUUUAAAGUUGAAUAAAUUAAGCCAUUUGGAAGGAUCAAUUGAAGAGACAGUUACUACUGGAGUCAAGCGUGAGUUGGUUGGAGAUGUUGUCACAAUGAGGAAGAAAUGA
Messenger RNA from Entrophospora sp. SA101, 1227 nucleotides. Lineage: Eukaryota; Fungi; Glomeromycota; Glomeromycetes; Entrophosporales; Entrophosporaceae. The record is from the annotation of a GenBank genome assembly.